Zalophus californianus (California sea lion) is the source of this 1818-nucleotide messenger RNA. It is a transcript of the gene DUSP9, whose product is annotated as dual specificity phosphatase 9. The transcript is spliced from 5 exons. Gene Ontology annotation, molecular function: MAP kinase tyrosine/serine/threonine phosphatase activity; protein tyrosine/threonine phosphatase activity. The record is from RefSeq and is a predicted model, not a curated record. Lineage: Eukaryota; Metazoa; Chordata; Mammalia; Carnivora; Otariidae. Gene Ontology annotation, biological process: protein dephosphorylation; negative regulation of MAPK cascade. Bases 335 to 1477 code for a protein of 380 amino acids. Gene Ontology annotation, cellular component: cytoplasm; cytosol.
CGCUCGGCGGCAGCGGCGGUGGCGCUUCCCGCCGCCUGGGCUUCGGAAACUUCCCGGCCGCGACGCGCGGAGCCGGCGCAGGAAGCCGAGCGGAUCGGGGGGGUGAGCGGAGGUGAGCGGAGUUCCUUGGGAUAGAUUCCCAGAAGUGGCCAGACGGUGGAGAUUUCUUCCUAGCUCUGGAUGCAUAUGACCAAGUUAAUUUCCAGAGGGGCCAUACACAUAGAGCGACGGGCGGAUUUCGCGGCAUCCUUGGCAGCGCUGGGAGUACUCAAUUUGAGAACAUUUUGCCAGUGUAACAGCGCCGGCGGUCCGACGUGCCAGGAGCCGCGAGCCCAUGGAGGGUCUGGGCCGCUCGUGCCUGUGGCUGCGGAGGGAGCUGUCGCCCCCGCGGCCUCGGCUGCUGCUCCUGGACUGCCGAAGCCGCGAGCUCUACGAGGCGGCGCGCAUUGGCGGGGCGCUGAGCGUCGCCCUGCCCGGGCUGCUGCUGCGCCGCCUGCGGCGGGGGAGCCUGUCGGUUCGCGCGCUCCUGCCCGGGCCGCCGCUGCAGCCGCCCCCGCCCGCCCCGGUGCUCCUGUACGACCAGGGCGGGGGCCGGCACCGGCGCGGGGAGGCGGAGGCCGAGGAGUGGGAGGCCGAUUCGGUGCUGGGCACCCUGCUCCAGAAGCUGCGAGAGGAAGGCUACCUGGCAUACUACCUACAGGGCGGCUUCAGCAGAUUCCAGGCAGAGUGCCCCCACCUGUGUGAGACCAGCCUCAGCAGCCGUGGUGGCCCAAGCACAGCCCCGGUGCCCAGCCCAGUGGUGGGGCUGGGCGGCCUGUGCCUGGGCUCUGACUGCUCUGAUGCAGAAUCCGAGCCUGACCGCGACUCCAUGAGCUGUGGCCUGGAUUCAGAGGGUGCCACCCCGCCCCCGGCGGGGCUGCUGCCAUCCUUCCCUGUCCAGAUCCUGCCCAACCUCUACCUGGGCUGUGCCCGGGAUUCAGCCAACGUGGACAGCUUGGCCAAGCUGGGCAUCCGCUACAUCCUCAACGUCACCCCCAACCUCCCUAACCUCUUCGAGAAGAACGGUGACUUUCACUACAAGCAGAUCCCCAUCUCAGACCACUGGAGCCAGAACUUGUCCCAGUUCUUUCCUGAGGCCAUUGCGUUCAUUGAUGAGGCCUUGUCCCAGAACCGCGGGGUGCUCGUUCACUGCCUGGCCGGCGUCAGCCGCUCUGUCACCGUCACCGUGGCCUACCUCAUGCAGAAGCGCCACCUCUCACUCAACGAUGCCUAUGACCUGGUCAAGCGGAAGAAGUCUAACAUCUCACCCAACUUCAACUUCAUGGGGCAACUGCUGGACUUCGAGCGUAGCCUUCGGCUGGAGGAGAGGCGCACCCGGGAGCGCAGUAGCGGGGGGCAGGAGUCCGCGGCCUCUGACCCACCCUCCUUCUUCACCACCCCCACCAGCGAUGGUGUCUUCGAGCUGGAUCCCACAUAGGCGCCCCCCCCCCGUUCCAGCCCCCAGUGGGUGCCCCUGACCACCCAUGUGCUGGGGGGAGGUGGGAGGGGGCUCAGCCGGAAGCAGGGCGGGAGGGGGGGGAGAGCGCAAUACCUCAGGGGAGGGCUGUUGGGAAGAGGCCGGAGCCAGGAGCCCCUCCCGAGCGGCCACACGGGGAAAGACCUGUCCUACCCACUUGAAACAUCCGCGGGAAUCCUAUUAAAUGUGCCUAUAAGCCGGGCCCAGGGCCACCAGCCUGACCCGCGCCGCUUGCGGGCGGAACCACGCUCCAGAACCUGCCUCUUCUGUGACUGUUACUUUUUCCUUUGGGGGGAAGGCGG